GUUGAUUACUGACUCCGUGACUUUUCGCUGCUGCGCCCGAGAUGCAGAGUGGCAUGGGGAUGUCCCCACCACCACCCCCCUUGCAGAGCAUGCCUCCUCCAUGUGGGUGUGGCAACUGCAGUGGAUGCGGCAGCUGCGGAUGCGGGUGCGGUUGUGGUGGCUGUGGAUGCGGUAGCUGUGGCCCUUGCGGAGGAUGUGGCAGCUGCAGUGGUUGUGGCAGUUGCGGCGGAUGCAGCAGCUGUUGCAAUGGAUGUGGCACCUGUGGCAGUUGCGGUAGCUGUGGUGGUUGCAGUAUCUGUGGUGGCUGCGGCUGCUCUGGCUGCCCUGGCUGCGGUGGCUGCGGCGGCUGUGGUGGCUGCGCUGGCUGCGGCAGUUGCGGAUGCAGCGGCUGUGGAAACUGCAGUGGCUGUGGAAACUGCAGUGGUAGCUGUGGCACAGGCUGUGGCUGUAGCGGAUGCAUGCCAAUGAUGGGGAUGUCAUCAGGGAUGCCAGGAAUGAUGCCCGGCAUGAUGUCGGGGAUGAUGCCUGGCAUGUCUAUGAUGGGGAUGAACCCCAUGAUGGCAAUGAUGGCCCAGAUGGCAUCCAUGGGUUCCACAUCUGGAUCAGCAGAUGAGGAUGAGGAAGAGAAGAAGGAGGAAGGGCCUGUUGAGCAGACCAUUCGGAAAGGCAAAGGCAAGGGAAAGCGGGCUCCAAAUGCCGAGCAUUGUUUGCCCGCCAUCCAUCCGGAGGUCGAAGCACUUUGCAAGAAGUUCGCGAUUGAAGAGAAGAUUGUGCGGCGGUUAGACGAUGUGAUGCGAACCAGAGAGGAUUCCUUCGAAACUGACCUCAAGGCUCUCUAUGAGGUUUGUGAGUCGGCGAAGAAGCCAUCGGGAUCCCUGAUGGUGAAGAUCGGUGAGCUCGAACGGGGUUGCUUCACAGGAGCAGGCAAGUUGGAUCAGUGCAUGCUCACCUUCAGGAGCAAGUACAAGCUGGAUGACCGAGCUCAUGCCAGGUUCGUGGAGGUGUGUCACCCUCGGAGCCAAAAGUUGGAGGACAUCCGACAACUGGAAAAGUAUCUCAAGAACUUACCCAACCCAUCGCAGGCUAUCCUUCCACUUCUUACAAGAAUUGAGCAGCAUUGUCUGCAUUAGUACUGGAGUAGGUAUGAAGGGCUGCGCUCCUGUGGGGUUGCGUUGUCGGCCAGGACUGAAGCUUGAGGGGUGUCAUCAUGGAAUCAUGGGUGCAGUGUGAAACUGACUCGUCUUUGGACCCGCCAGAGCUAUUUUCAGUUUCCAACUCAGGAAGGAUGGCCGCUUGGCCAGCCCAGAAAGAAGUAAAGAUCGGGACAAAGACCGUGCAGGCCGACGCCACGAAAGCCGAUCUCGCUCCCGGAAAAAGAAAUCUCGAUCCAAGUCUCGGAAGGCUUCUCGCUCCAGGUCGCGAUCAAAAUCUUGAGGGAGCAGGCUGGCAUCGUCUCAGACCCCGCCUUCAGCCGCUGAAGGGGCCAACGUGCCAGUCGAAGAGCAACGUGCCAGAGUUGCGAAGAACCAAAAA
Messenger RNA from Durusdinium trenchii, 1533 nucleotides. The record is from the annotation of a GenBank genome assembly. NCBI's taxonomy places the organism in Eukaryota, Dinophyceae, Suessiales, Symbiodiniaceae.